AUGACCAGCUGCAGUGCCAGUUGUGCAGCAGAAGAGCAGAAGUCCAUUGUCAACAGCGAUGUCAGAGAAGAACUAGAAGAGAAAGCCAUCCAAAAAUCAGACUCAUUUCAUGUCCCAUCUGUAGCCUUGCUUGGACAGCUCUUUCAGCUUUUAGCUGAGCGCUUCACUCCUGUGUGGUACAGCCCGGAACUGUACACAGCACUCCAGAUGAAGCCUCACCAGGGCGUAGUAGAGCGGGAGGAAAACCUGCCUCAUAUUGCUGGUCAAACUCUCCUUAAUACACUUCAUGAUGGCAUUGGCCCUCUUGGCUGCUUGCAAAGUCCAAAAGAUUUGCUGGAAUUGGAGGCUGAAACAAAUGAAAAGAUCAAUUCCUUCGUGAACCCACAAGACAGUGCUUGCUGCAGCCAUACAAGCCAUGAGCCCCAUGGCACUGAACCAGCAGCUGCAGAGCCAGCCUCUGCCCAGGUGACACAGGACCCCACAACCGUGGCCACCACUGCUCCAGGCACCCUGUCUGAGAGCAGGGCAGGUCACGGUCCUACCAGCCCCCAGCAGAAAGCGCCUGCACCUCCAGUGCAUGCACGGCUUGCAAAGCCAACUGCAAUAUUAACAUCCGCCAAGUACUCAAGAAUCUUGGCUGGAAAAGCAGUUAACAACAACUUCCUCCCUGUGCUCUUGUACGUUACAAAUAAAAGUCAUCCAGAGUUUUCUCUCUUUAGAGUGGAGGUCUGCCUUGAAAUAGGAUCUGGAUCUGGUGUGGUUUCAGCAUUUCUAGCUUCUUCCGUUAUAGGAUCCAGUGCACUGUACAUAUGUACUGAUAUCAACCCUAUGGCAGCUUACUGUACACUGGAGACAGCUCUUCUUAACAACGUUCACCUUCAGCCAGUCAUUACUGACUUGGUCAAAGGACUGACUCCAAGAUUAAAUGGAAGCGUUGAUCUACUGCUAUUUAAUCCACCAUACGUGGUAACACCUUCUGAAGAGGUGGAAAGCCAUGGAAUAGAAGCAUCCUGGGCUGGUGGCAAAAAGGGCAGAGAAGUAAUGGAUAGAGUUUUUCCAUUAGUACCAGACCUACUUUCACCAGGAGGAUUAUUCUACUUGGUCACAAUUAAAGAAAAUAAUCCAGAUGAAAUUCUAGAAACAAUGAAGAAAUACGGCUUAGAAGGCACACGAGUACUUUCCAGGCAAGCCGGACAAGAGAUGCUUACUAUCCUCAAAUUUAGAAAGUCCUGAAAACUGCUCUUA
This is a messenger RNA of Chaetura pelagica (chimney swift), 1245 nucleotides long. It is a transcript of the gene HEMK2, whose product is annotated as N-6 adenine-specific DNA methyltransferase 1 (putative). NCBI's taxonomy places the organism in Eukaryota, Metazoa, Chordata, Aves, Apodiformes, Apodidae. Gene Ontology annotation, molecular function: protein methyltransferase activity; S-adenosylmethionine-dependent methyltransferase activity; nucleic acid binding. The coding region runs from base 1 to 1233 and encodes 410 amino acids. The record is from RefSeq and is a predicted model, not a curated record. Gene Ontology annotation, cellular component: eRF1 methyltransferase complex. The transcript is spliced from 10 exons. Gene Ontology annotation, biological process: methylation.